Messenger RNA from Sceloporus undulatus (fence lizard), 1462 nucleotides. RefSeq names its product ADP ribosylation factor like GTPase 6 (gene ARL6). Bases 271 to 831 code for a protein of 186 amino acids. Gene Ontology annotation, molecular function: GTP binding; GTPase activity. Gene Ontology annotation, biological process: vesicle-mediated transport; intracellular protein transport; protein localization to cilium. The transcript has 8 exons. The record is from RefSeq and is a predicted model, not a curated record. Gene Ontology annotation, cellular component: axoneme; cytoplasm. Lineage: Eukaryota; Metazoa; Chordata; Lepidosauria; Squamata; Phrynosomatidae.
GUGUACUGUAUGUACUGUAUAUGUGAACCCAUCCCUAACUCUAUGGUGAUUUCCAUCCGGGCAAUGGCGGCCCUUGCGGCACGGAGGACCGAGGAUUGGACAACGAGGGAGAGAGUCUCGCGGAGGGCGUGGCUUUUUAUAGGGAGCAGGUCUGUCUCCUAGGUAACGGCGCAGGCGUCGGGAGGGGGCGCGUGCGGAGGCGUUCUAUGUGGAGGGCGACGGAGGCAGACGCGGUUUGUUUUGUGUUGAUUGUGCCAUUCGAUCAGAACUAUGGGAUUAUUUGACAAACUGGCAGGCCUGCUUGGCUUGAAGAAGAAAGAAGUUCAUGUUUUGUGCCUUGGAUUAGAUAACAGUGGCAAAACAACAAUUAUCAACAAGCUGAAACCAUCUAAUGCUCAAGCUCAAGAUAUUGUUCCCACCAUAGGAUUUAGUAUAGAAAAAUUCAAGACAUCAAGUUUAUCAUUUACUGUAUUUGACAUGUCGGGUCAAGGUAGAUACAGAAAUCUUUGGGAACACUACUACAAGGAUUGCCAGGCCAUUAUUUUUGUUAUUGAUAGCAGUGACAAACUAAGAAUGGUUGUGGCCAAAGAAGAACUUGACACACUCAUGAAUCAUCCAGAUCUUAAACAUAGACGAAUACCAAUUUUGUUCUUUGCCAACAAGAUGGACCUUAGAGAUGCUGUGUCAUCUGUAAAAGUCUCUCACUUACUGUCCUUGGAGGACAUCAAAGACAAGCCAUGGCAUAUCUGUGCUAGUGAUGCUAUUAAGGGAGAAGGAUUGCAAGAAGGUGUAGACUGGCUUCAAGAUCAGAUUCAACUAAUGAAGACAUGAAAAGCCAAUGAGCUAUGAAAAUAUCUUAAAGAACAUUUGUAGAUGUAACUGAAGAACCUUGAAGAUAAAGGACUCUUUUAGACUGGUUUAUUUCCCUAUUUUGGCUUUUAUAAAAAUCCAUCAGGUUAAUUGUUAUUUUUUGCAAUAAAACCUAUAGCUCUCAUACACAUUCAUGUUAUGGACCAAAAAUGCAGGUGUGAUUGGAACAUUUCAGUCGUUGUAUGCAGUCUAAAAAUACCAGUGUGUUUUGAGUUAUGAGCCCAAGAAGAGGUGCAAUAAAUGGACUGCCCUCCCUUGCCAUGUUUCCUGUUGAGAAAAGCAUAUACAUGGUAUACACAUUGGGAUAAACCAGUUUAUCAACAUGUGCACAAGGAGUAAUUGCUAUGGAUCUCAGGAUCACAUGUUCCUCUGCAAAGCAGAGAGGCAACUCUGGCAGCUUUUUCUCCUGAUCUAAACCUUGGCUUUUCAUGUCAUCCAAGCCAGGGACUGUACCUUAAAAUUCAUAAUUCUCAAAAUAAGAGAACUUUCUACGGCCCCAUACAGACAGGCCAAAAUAAGGCUGCUUUGGGACACUUUGGAGGUAUGCUAUUUCAAUGAUAUAUCCGUACUAAGAGUCUGGAAGCUGCGCCAA